AAUACUCAGGCUCAUUGCUGGAGCAGUUGCAUUGAGGCUUGACUUAAAGCACUCUUGGUCUUUCACCUGAUUUUACGCACUCUCCUUUCCAUUGUUUCCAAUCACUUUCUUCGAUCUUCUUCAAAUCGUUCUUACCAAAAAACAAAAAAAAACAUGGCCGGGGCUUUGGUGGGUGAAGCUUUUCUCACUGCUUCCAUCGAUGUGCUGGUUGAGAGGAUUGCUUCUCGGGAUGUUUUGAACCUUAUCAAGGGAAAGAGGCUUGAGGAUGGGCUGCUGAAGAAACUGAAGCCUACUCUGAUGUCAGUUAAAGCAGUGAUGAAUGAUGCUGAAAGUAGGCAGAUUAAGGACCCAGACGUGAGAAGCUGGAUUGAUGAGCUCAAAGAUGCUGUUUAUGAUGCGGAAGACCUCCUUGAUGAGAUCGCUACCGAAGCUCUUCGAAGCAGGUUGGAAUCCGAGGAUCAAACUAGUACUGCGAAGCAGGUAUGUAGCUUUUUCUCUUCUCUCAAUCCUUUCAAUAGGGGGAUGGGAUCUAAGCUAGAAGAAAUCCUUGAGAGACUAGAAUAUCUAGUCAACCAAAAAGACAUCCUGGGUUUGAAAGAAAGUAGAGGAGAGAAGUCAUUUCAAAGACCUCCUGCAACUUCUCUGGUGGAUGAAUCCGGUGUUUGUGGUAGAAAUGAUGAAAAAGAAGCGAUCAUGGAGUUGCUGAACCCAGAAUAUGCAAGUGCAAAUCAGAUCGAUGUGAUUCCAAUAGUGGGUAUGGGCGGGGUUGGUAAAACCACCCUUGCACAAUUGAUCUACAAUGACAAGAGAGUGGAAGAAUGGUUUGACCUCAAAGCAUGGGCGUGUGUUUCAGAGGAAUUUGAUGUUUUCAGGGUAACCAAGACCCUUCUUGAUGAGAUCACUUCUAGCACUGGUGAUAGUGAGAACCUAAAUAAGCUUCAACUUAAACUAAAAGAGAUGCUGUUGGGAAAGAAGUUUCUAUUUGUUUUGGACGAUGUUUGGAACGAGAAAUAUGUUGAUUGGGAACAGUUGAGAAGUCCUUUCAAUUUUGGGGCGAAAAACAGCAAGAUUGUUGUAACAACACGUAAUCAAGAGGUUGCACGCAUUAUGGGGACUGUUCCAACUCAUCAUCUUAAUGUCUUAUCUGAUGAGGAUUGUUGGUUGUUAUUUGCAAAACAUGCAUUUGUUAAUGCAAGCCCAAGCAUGGCUCCAAAUUUGAAGGAAAUCGGUGAAGCAAUUGCCAAAAGAUGCAAAGGCCUCCCUUUAGCAGCAAAAACACUUGGAGGUCUGCUUCGUUGUAGAACAGAUGUUAAGGAUUGGAAUAAGGUAUUAAACAGCAGUUUGUGGGACAUAACAGAUGAUAUUCUUCCAGCACUCAGAUUAAGUUAUUAUUAUCUUCCUUCUCAUUUAAAGCGUUGCUUUGCAUAUUGUUCAAUUUUUCCUAAAGAUUAUGAAUUCGGAAAGGAAGAACUCAUUCGGCUAUGGAUGGCUGAAGAUCUUUUAGCAUACUCCGGAGAAGUUGUAAAUAUGGAGGAUCGGGGUAAUGAGUAUUUCAAAGAUUUAACAUCCAGGUCAUUUUUUCAACAAUUAAGUGGGAAUAAGUCUUGCUUUGUCAUGCAUGACUUAAUUAGUGACUUAGCAAAAUCUGUAUCCGGAGAAUUCAUUUGUAGAUUGGAAGUUGGUGAUAGACUUUCAUGUAACAUAACUAAAAGGACCCGUUAUUUCUCUAAUGUCCAAGAAAAAUACGAUGUACUUAAAAAAUUUGAAGUUUUACCUGAAGCAAAAGGUUUGCAUACAUUCUUAAAUUUAAAGUCACGAUUAUGGCGUUGUUAUGUUACCAAUGUGAUAAUGGAUGAUUUGAUCAUAAAAUUCAGAUCUUUACGAGUGCUUUCUUUGGUUCAUUAUCAUAAUAUCAAUAAGUUAUCAGAAGAAAUUGAAAAAUUAAAGCAACUGCGUUAUUUGGAUUUAUCUAAAACUUCAAUUGAAAGGUUACCAAACUCAUUGAGUACAUUGUAUAAUUUGCAAACGCUACUCUUAUCUGAGUGCCAAAAGCUUGUUGAGUUGCCUGAAGACAUGGGAAGAUUGAUCAACAUGCAUCAUCUUGACAUCAAGGGUACCAAGUUAGUAAGGAUGCCACCAGGAAUGGAUAAAUUGAAAGAUCUUCGAACGUUAACAGAUUUUGUUUUGGGUGAGCAAAAAGGUUCAAGCAUAAGUGAGUUGGGAAAGCUCAAGAAUCUACGUGGAAGGCUUGUGAUUUCAAAUUUACAAAAUAUUAUUUGUGACAGGGAUGCCAAAGCUGCCAAUUUGAAGGAGAAGAUCAACCUUAGGGAGUUGGAGUUGAAAUGGAGUGAGGAUUGUCAUACUAAUGAUGAUUCAAAGCAUGAUAGAGAGAUACUUGAACAACUGGAGCCUCACACAAACUUGGAGCAUCUUGGUAUUGAGUUUUAUAGAGGUACAAGAUUCCCAGAAUGGGCGGGGCAUUCUUCCUUCUCGAAGCUAGUAUCUUUGCACUUGAAGGGUUGUAAAUUUUGCUUGUUCUUGCCGCCACUUGGGCGAUUAUCAUCUUUGAAAUCUCUCUCCAUUAGUGGGUUUUCUGAAGUAGUAACAGUGGGUGAUGAGUUCUAUGGGCAGGGUGAUGCUUUGAGUAAACCAUUUGGAUCUCUUGAAAUUCUAAGAUUCACAGAUAUGUCAGAGUGGGAAGAAUGGUUUUGCUUGAAUGAUGGAGCUUUCCCUCUUCUCCAAGAGUUGCACAUGGUAAAUUGUCCCAAGUUAACCAAGUCUCUGCCCAAACACCUCCCUUCUUUAUUGAAACUUAAGAUUGAGAGAUGUGGGAAGCUUGGAGGCUUG
Molecule: messenger RNA, 2847 nt
Organism: Theobroma umbraticum
Lineage: Eukaryota; Viridiplantae; Streptophyta; Magnoliopsida; Malvales; Malvaceae
Product: putative disease resistance RPP13-like protein 1
Molecular function (GO): ADP binding
Source: RefSeq, a predicted model, not a curated record